Messenger RNA from Salvelinus fontinalis (brook trout), 10576 nucleotides. Its product is annotated as gonadotropin-releasing hormone II receptor-like. Gene Ontology annotation, biological process: G protein-coupled receptor signaling pathway. NCBI's taxonomy places the organism in Eukaryota, Metazoa, Chordata, Actinopteri, Salmoniformes, Salmonidae. Gene Ontology annotation, cellular component: membrane. The record is from RefSeq and is a predicted model, not a curated record. Gene Ontology annotation, molecular function: gonadotropin-releasing hormone receptor activity; peptide binding. The coding region runs from base 756 to 1919 and encodes 387 amino acids. The transcript has 4 exons.
GGGAGGGGGAGGCGGCAUGUGUUGGUGAGAUAAGACUCGAAUAGCGGACUGUACUGGAGUUUAUACGUCUUUGCCAAUAUAUUUGACAAUUUCUUACAGGAUGAAUGAACCGUCAGGAUGCAUGACUUCUUUCGUUUUUCUCUGCUCCUGAUAAGAACAUUGAGCUGUGAUGCUAUGUGAAUAUUAAUCCCAUAUUAAUAGCAUAUGAAUUGAGAGCUUCAUUUAAUGUUUAUUUUUAUUUUUUUAUAGUGAAUUUCGAUGUUUAUGGAUUAACAUUUGGAGGUGCUUUAUCAUGUUUGCGCGUGAUGGUUAAAAAGUUUUGCUUCAGCACUUGGUGCCCGGACAGCUCUUCUCUAUGCUGGCAGGUUGGUCUUUGUCGCAGUGCAACGCGCACGCUCUUUCGUUGUUAUUAGUAGCCUACCCUACAGUGUGCGCUGUUGGGAAGUGCGCUAUAUUGUACAUGCAUGAACUCAAUAUUUUGACUGCCGUCAGUUUGGACAGCUGUGGAAUACUAGGAAUUGUCAGGAAUAGGAUUUGAGCGAUCAGUGACCACGACCACUUGAGAGUGAGAGCUUUUUUCAUAUUUUUGGGAGAUGGAAACAUAAGGACUAGCCAAACAGUUCUGGAAAAAAUGCAUUCUCACGGUUUUUGAAUGACAGUAUUUGGAAGAGGAGUGAAUUGAUGGGGCUUGAGGCAGAGCAUUGGAUUUUUGGAAUUAUUUCAUUUUUCAACUGUGUCAUGCCAAACUAAUCGGGAUGUCGGAUGACAGGAUGUUGAGAAACUUGUCUCUUUGGUCGGCGACGCCAAUGUUCCCGCCAGAGAACUCCUCCUUUAACUCCUCCCUCCCUCCGUCAUUCACGGACUGGGAGGCACCCACCUUCACCGCCGCUGCCCGCGUCCGGGUGGCCGCCACCAUGGUCCUCUUCGUGUUCGCUGCCUUCUCCAACCUCUCUGUGCUGAUCAGCGUGGCAUGGGGCCGCGGGCGCCGCCUGGCUGCCCAUCUCCGGCCACUCAUUGCCAGCCUGGCCUCUGCAGACCUGGUGAUGACGUUCGUGGUAAUGCCGCUGGACGCGGUGUGGAACGUCACCGUGCAGUGGUAUGCCGGUGAUACCAUGUGCAAGCUGCUGUGCUUCCUCAAACUGUUUGCCAUGCACUCGUCUGCCUUCAUCCUGGUGGUGGUCAGCCUGGACCGCCACCAUGCUAUCCUGCACCCGUUGGACACGCUGGACGCUGGGCGAAGGAACAAGAGGAUGCUGCUCGUUGCCUGGGUCCUCAGCCUGCUCCUGGCCUCCCCACAGCUGUUCAUUUUUCGAGCAAUCAAAGCCGAGGGAGUGGAAUUCACUCAGUGUGUGACGCAUGGAAGCUUCCACCAUCGCUGGCAAGAGACGGUCUACAACAUGUUCCACUUUGUCACGCUUUAUGUGUUCCCCCUGUUAGUAAUGAGCUUCUGCUACACCCGCAUCCUCAUCGAGAUCAGCCGUCAGAUGCACAAGGGCAAAGGUGGGGAGCCGUGCCUUAGGCGAAGUGGUGCCGACAUGAUCCCCAAGGCGCGAAUGAAGACCCUGAAGAUGACCAUCGUGAUCGUGGCGUCCUUCGUGAUUUGCUGGACGCCAUACUACCUCCUGGGCAUCUGGUACUGGUUCCAGCCAGCCAUGCUCCAGGAGACACCCGAGUACGUCCACCACGCCCUUUUCGUCUUCGGCAACCUCAACACAUGUUGCGACCCAGUGAUCUACGGCUUCUACACGCCCUCCUUCCGGGCCGACCUGGCUGAUGUGGUUGCCUGCUGCUGCCGCUGCCGAUCGCAGGACGUCUCCCCGAGGUCCUUGGACCGCCUGGCGUGUCGGGGGGGCAGGGCAAGCAGAGAGGCAGAGUCUGACAAUCCCAGUGGCGACCAGCCAAGUGGAAACCUGGGGUAGAUAUCCGUGGGCCUCUUGUUCAACUGCAGUGUAAAAAAAUACAUAUGUUGAUUUAACGUACAAUUGUAAACAAACCAGCUGCAAUAGGAUUGUGAGUUUGCUCAACAUUUGGGCAUAUAGUAUACAGUAGCUGAAGUAACAUACAUUCUCAAGUUGAAUUGUAUGUUCACUCGACUUAGAAUUUUAGGUUGAGUAAACAUACAAUUUAACUAGAAAAUGUAUUUAACCUUUUUUGCAGAUUUCCCUGAGUGCCUUGCCUUUUGAGUGAAAUGUAUUACCACCCAUGACUGUAUUUGUUAGCGACAGAGACAUGCUUGAUGUAUUCAAAGGUUUUCCGUACUGUAGCUAUCCCCAAGUGAGUGUCUAAGUGAAUGUCAUCUUUAAAAUGUAACUAUUUAUGAUAAUAUAUUGUAUAAACCCUAACACAAUGGUCUGAAACUCUUAGUUUGUAGGUCACAUUAAGCCUGCAUGUCUCAUUAGGCUGGCUUGCAAAGUGGUGUGUAAUUCCUGUUGGAAUCGAGCCAGAGUGAGGAUAUCCAACAACUGGAACUUUUAAUAACCCACAACAUGCAUUCAGAAUGACUGCCGGGGUAGGAAUGUUGAUUAUUGAGACUACCUAAAUCAUAUAAACUGGAACAGACAUCUCAGAAACGGGUGCAAUAAGUUCAACUACUAACAGAUUGUAUUAGUUUAGAAACAUUUAUGUUAUUUAUGUUUGUGUAGCAUAAGAUUAACCAAUCAAAGUACAUGCAAAAACACAAGUAUUGAAACAAACCAUUCUGAAAAUCAACCUGCAAGAGAGCAUGCUGGGAAAUAUGAAUAUGUUGGUGUGGUUUUGAUUUGUUUUGAGCAAACCUGAAUUUGUAAGUAAUUUGUAAGUUUACUCAACAAGCUUUUUCAAAUUCAGCUAACUUCGAGCAGAGAGUGUUGAGUAAACACACUUUAACACAUUAGCUCAAAUGCCACUCAACUCACAGAAUAACACUUGGUUAAAUUGGCUGGUUUACAGUGUGUAGGAUACAGAUUAUUUUACUCCCUGAUCUCUUUAGUGCCCGUUUCCCAGACCCAAAUUAAGGGCUCUAUUCAAUCUGUAUCGCUGAAGUUCAGCUUUAGAGCAUAAUUUAAAUUUAAAGCCGAAGACUGCACUCAUGGUAAUCACUGCAUAUGUCGGCUCAAUCGGAAAUCACCUUUAAAUUUCUAUUGCGCAAUCUAGUGCUUCAGCGAUACAGAUUAAAUAGAGUCCUAAGACUACUUAACCAAACAUGUGGUCAAUUGAGACUCUUUUUAGUCUAGGUUUAGGCUUAAUCUGGAUCUGGAAAACUGGCCCUAUGACUAUUUCACAUACAGCUUCAUAAAGCUUGGUAAUGGAAGAAUGGAUUCUAGAACAUUAUCCGUAUUAUUGAGUGGGUCCUGGCAGUUCCACUAUGAAUGUAAAGACCUCCAGUGUCUUAGCCAGAACACUCAAACACUUCCUUUAAACCAGCCUCUAGGGGAAUAUCUAGUUAACUAGUACCUUGGAUUAAAAGUACAUUUCUUCAAUUAAUGACUUUGUACUUUGGGAUUUCAGUGAAGACCCUGGUUGCAGUACAGUACAUUCAUAGAAAGGACAGCCGUAGAACCCUUUUGGAACCGUUUUUUCCUAAGAGUUUAGAUAUAUCCACAGAACAGUAUAGACUUCCUAGAGAACUGCUUCGCUUCUGACACUAAGCAAACAACUCUUAUGUACCCAAGGAGGAUCAUAUUGAACAUCAAAUAUUUGGACCACAUACUUUGGGUCUUUGGCCAGGGAGGACAGAACCUUGGGACCUCUUUUGAAUUUCUAUCCUCUGGAUCAUCACACGGGAAUUACUACAAGAUGAACUAACUGGGCAUUGUUGAUGUCUCAGCAAGAAUCAAACACUCAUUACAACUAAUUCUUGAGUAAGUCGGUCCACAGGCUUAAACAAAUCCUACUGUCUUAAACAAAUCCUACUGUAUCAAGACAGAAUUUUUUUAUGAUACAGCGUAGGCUCAGUUGAACUGUUUCUGAGAAAUGUUUACUUCUUAAGUCAAAGGGAAGGCAAUUACAAUUUAGGUCGCUAUGGAGCCAGUGACGUUAUAAGCUAGACCCCGAAAAACAAAUGCCAGUGAGUAGGCAACGGGUCAGUGUUUAAUAAGGAACAAAUUCAUAUACAGAGAUUUGUGUUUUCUCAAUGUCUUGUGUUGUACUCAGCCUAAUCAUCUCUGUUUACACACCUGAUAUUUUCAACUCUUGUAAUCAUUCUAUGCAUGGCUAAAAUGUUCCACCGAAUCUUAUUGGUCCAGUAUGAAUUGUGAUUGUGACAGCACGAAAACCCACAUGGACAAAUGUAGCUAUUUUUCCCCCUUUUUUGUUUGUCACGGAAAAGGGUUUGUUAACAAAAAUAUGGCAAAGAACUACGUAGUGCUAUCUCAAGUACUUUUUGUAAGUGGCCAGGACUGCCAAACGCCAUAUUCGUUUCGAAGUCUUCCGUUGGGUAAUCUGAGUACGUUCCCACAUAUAUUAUACUAGCAGUGGGAGGAGGGAUGCAGUUAAGUCCAGUCGUAAAGAACACCAUCUCUUCUAGUGUCUACUCUUUUCCUGGUCCCUCGAGAUUGGACUGGAAAUUUCCCUAAGCCUCCUGUUGCUGCCCUCGGCGACAACCUCUUGACCAAGAGCGUCUCGAUGAUCUCAAGUGUCUGUUUGAUGUUGGUGAAGCACAUUGUGCCACAGAAUAGCUCUGGGUGCUUCUCCAACUCCUCCGAUUAAUUCAUCUUCAAACUUAGCGAUGGUUGCUUGAUUCUUCAUGAUGAAAUGCCAGUAAAGGUACUCUGAAACCACCUUUCUCUAUUAUUUGUCCUUGAUUUCCUGUUGGUAACGGUAGCACCCAGGGUUCUUGAACAUCUGGAUGUUCUCCAGCAUGGUGCAACUGAAAGUAUCGAUGUCCUUUGACUGGAAGAGUUUAUCCAAGAUUUCUUGACACCCAAAUCCAACAUUUAUUUAGUGUCAGUGUUGAAUUUCACAGUUUUGCUUCUUUGUUGUCCACUGCCUCUUCGUUAGUGCCAUUGACUGUUGUCUGUAAACUUCACUAUAAUGGCAUGUUACGGAUCUUUAUAGGGCCAGACUACAAACAAAACAAACGAAACACAACAGUAAUGUGGUUUUAAUAGUAAGUGCAAGACACAGUGCCUUCGGAAAGUAUUCAGACCCCUUGACCUUUUCCAAAUGUUGUUAGAUUACAGCCUUAUUCUAAAAUGUAUUAAAUAUUUUCCCCCCUCAUAAAUCUACAUACAAUACCCCAUAAUAACAAAGAAAAAAACAGGUUUUAUAGAUGUUUGCUCAUUUUUUAAACAUAAAAAAAUGAAAUUAUUGUCACGUUUUGACCUUUAUUUUCCCUUGUUUUGUCUUUAUUUAGUAUGGUCAGGGCGUGAGUUGGGGUGGGCAGUCUAUGUUAUUUGUUUCUAUGUUUAGGUUUGUUCAUUUAGCCUGAUAUGGUUCUCAAUCAGAAGCAGGUGUUUUGCAUUGUCUCUGAUUGGGAGACAUAUUUAGGUUGCCUGUUUUCACUGUUGGUUUGUGGGUGUUUGUCUUCCGUGUCAGUGUUUGUCGCCACACGGUACUGUUUCGGUUCGUUCACAUUUGUUAUUUUGUUAUUUGUGUAGUGUUCAGUUUAUAUUAUUAAAACAUGGACACUUACCACAGACAGCCGUUACAAUUAUACAUUUACAUAAGUAUUCAGACCCUUUACUCAGUACUUUGUUGAAGCACCUUUGGCAGCAAUUGCAGCCUUGAGUCUUCUUGGGUAUGACGCUACAAGCUUGGCACACCUCUAUUUGGGGAGUUUCUCCCAUUCUUCUCUGCAGAUCCUCUGAAGCUCUGUCAGGUUGGAAGGGGAGCGUUGCUGCACAGCUAUUUUCAGGUCUCUCCAAAGAUGUUCGAUCGGGUUCAAGUCCGGGCUCUGGCUGGGCUACUCAAGCACAUUCAGAGUCUUGUCCCGAAGCCACUCCUGCGUUGUCUUGGCUGUGUGCUUAGGGUCGUUCUCCUGUUGGAAGGUGAACCUUCGCCCAAGUCUGAGGUCCUGAGUUCUCUGGAAUAGGUUUUCAUCAAGGAUCUCUCUGUACUUUGCUCCGUUCAUCUUUCCCUCAAUCCUGACUAGUCUCUCAGUCCCUGCCACUGAAAAACAUCCCCACAGCAUGAUGCUGCCACCACCAGGCUUCACCGUAGGGAUGGUGCCUGGUUUCCUCCAGACAUGACGCUUGGCAUUCAGGCCAAAGAGUUCAGUCUUGGUUUCCUAAGACCAGAUAAUCUUGUUUCUCAUGGUCUGAGAGUCUUUAGGUGCCUUUUGGAAAACUCCAAGCGGGCUGCCAUGUGCCUUUUACUGAAGAGUGGCUUCCGUUAGGUCACUCUACCAUAAAGGGCUGAUUGUUGGAGUGCUGCAGAGACGGUUGUCUUUCUGGAAGGUGCUCCCAUCUCCACAGAAGAACUCUGGAGCUCUGUCAGUGACAGAAGGGACCUCCCUGACCAAGGCCCUUCUCCCCCGAUUGCUCACUUUGACUGGGCGGCCAGUCAAAGUGACUCUAUGAAGAGUCUUGGUGGUUACAAACUUCUUCCAUUUCAGAAUGAUGGAGGCCACUGUGUUCUUGGGGACCUUCAAUGCUGCAGAAAUUUUUUGGUACCCUUCCCCAGAUCUGUGCCUCGACACAAUUCUGCCUCGGAGCUCUACGGACAAUUCCUUUGACCUCAUGGCUUGGUAUUUGCUCUGACAUGCGCUGUCAACUGUGGGACCUUAUAUAGACAGGUCUUACCAACUCAUGUCCAAUCAAUUGAAUUUACCACAGGUGGACUCCAAUCAAGUUGUAGAAACAUCUCCAGGAUAACAAAUGGAAACAGGAUGCACCGCAGCUCAAUUUCGAGUCUCAUAGCAAAGGGUCUGAAUACUUAUUUUUAAUACAUUUGCUAACAUUUCAAAAAGCCUGUUUUCCCUUUGUCAUUAUGGGGUAUUGUGUGUAGAUAGAUGAUCCAUUUUAGGUUAAGGCUGUAAAGUAACAAAAUGUGGAAAAAGUCAAGGGGUUUGAAUACUUUCCGAAGGCACUUUAUAUAAAAAAAAUCUGGGUUUAUCAUACAUUUUUGUUAUCAGUACAUACUAUUUGUAUUUUUAUUUUUGUUUUACAGAUACUAUUUCUAAAGCCUAUUCAAUUGCUUGAGACAAUUUAUUGUAUUGUUGCAAGCUUGAUUUUCCCAGUUCAACAACAUCUAAAGAGGAUGUCCAGAUCAGGUCAUUUUCUGAUUGAUUGAAUGCAAUCUGUAACAAGGGAGCAGUCGAAAUGUACACAAUUGUUACCCGGAGCAAAAUGAGGAAGGGGGAGGGUUUAAUGUUUUUUUAUUUAGUCCAGGGGAGGGUCAUGUAAUUUGUAAUCUAUUAAAUGUUAUAUUGCUCAGGGUUUCAGAAUUAGUUGCUUAUUAUAGUAUUUCAAUGUGUGCCCGAUGAUGCCACUCAUCUCUGAUUCCCUGCUGGUCGUGCAAUAUUAAGUGCUCCUAGUGUGGUCUCAAUAACAUUAUCCAUAGCCUAUACUAUAGGCUAUUAAUACAAAGAACAUGCUCAGAGAAGCAAAUGGCAAAGUUAUAUUUCUAAGAAAAUGCACUUCCUUCCCAAGUUUUGCGCUGCUGGUAUGGUGUACAGUAAAUAAAACUAGGCUACACUGCAUUACACACACUGCAAUGGAUAGGUCAGGCCUGCCCUGCUCUUGCUGAUUUAAACCAUUUUUAGCUGCCUAACCAAUGACUGUGCUGUGUAUGGUGGCACUUCAGGAGGCAAGUCAAAGGUUUCUUCCAAAACUAAUGUUUUAUUUGUCCAAAAAAUGCAAUAUCUGUGUGUGCCCGAACUAGGCCUACUGAUGUCCUGUUCAGUUUGAAAGGGAGAACACGAAGAUGAGAAGGAAGACUGGAGAUAAGCUUGCUACUGCUAGAAUUCUGAAGCUAUUUAUCAGCGUUAUUGACCUCACCAUAAGAGGUAUGUGAGUGUAUUGUGACCUCACCAUUGAGGAGAUAUGUGAGUGUAUUGUGGCUUUUGUUAAAGAAAUUGACUCAAAGCAUAGGCCUAUCCCUUGUAAGCUUUAAGACUUUGAAAAUACUUACAUGGACCUGAUUAUAUCAAGCAAUCUAUAAUGACUCUUUAGUCCGCAAUGCUUUAUGCUAGAAACUAUGUAAAAUGCUGGGAAAGACGUGACUCCGAUGCAUACGGAAUAUCUUUGGUUUGUCUCUAUGACAUUUAGAGGUUGCACUACAAACUUCGAUAGCCGAGGAGACAUUUUUUUUUACUUUGCUUGGGAAGUAAUGUGUGAUUCUGUCACUAUCAAUUGACGUUGGACAUUUAAACAGGCUAUUAAACAAUAUACUAACCAUAAAUCAGUCAGGAGCAAGACAGGUCGCCAAAAAUGAAUUAUUUAGGCUAUAUUAUUAUUAUUUCAAAGCUAUAGACUGCCAUUUAAGAAAUCAAUUGUGAAGCAUUUGUGAUAUGCUACAGGCUGGCAGGAGCACUCAACAUUUCAACACAUCAACAACUGCAAUUCAUAAGGCUAUACAGUCAUUCUACAGUGCCUUUGAAUGAACUUCUAGAAACAUGAGUUUGUGGAUCAUGCGGUAAACUAUGCAUGCCUAGUUUGUUAAUUUAGCCUAGCAGAUGCUCUUAUAUUCCCUUGCCCUAACCACAGUCAAAACAAAUCUAUUUUGUAACAACAAUAUAAUGUAGUAAAAUAGAAUAAAUUAGAAAAUGAUAAUUUCCCAAAUUACCAAGGACAUAUAGGCCUACCUGAUGAUAUGCAGCUGCUGUGUUAAACACACUUUUUCUCGAACUCAUUGAUGAUCAGAUACUUCACUUGUAACUGGUUCUUCUGCGUCCAAUGUUUAUAGUUGAUAGACAACUUUAGCACUCUUCCAAACUUGGACUAUCCUCUUUUUUAGCAAUAGCUUGUUUUGAUAUCAAAACGUCUCCGGUGCCAGUGCUGUAGCAUGCGCUCAUACGUUGCCAUGCUCUGUUGCGUUACUUCGGUAGAUUCUGCUCUUCUUCAGUCAUGUAAAAUGACAUAUAAUUGCAUGAAACGUGUUUAUAAAAGGUAUUUUUUUCUCGGAAAGCAAAUAAUAUGAUAGAUUCAUGCAGUGUUUUCAUUAUAAUGAAUAUCUUUUCACCGUUACCCUUGUCGGAGGUGGUCUGUGAAUACACAACCUUCUGGUUACUUUGCCAUUUAAUGCUUAGAAAACGAAGAACAGUCUCUAAAACUGCAUAUCGGCACUGGUCUGAUCUAGGAGUGAGGGUAAAUGGUUGGCAUGUUCUCUGCUAUCCACUUUAUGUUUUAAUUAUUAUUUUGGGUACAGUGGAGGGUCACUUGUUUUCAAGCAUUCAGGAAGGGUUGGGAAAAAACAUAUUUUACUGAAGGGAGUGCCAUCCAUUUUAAUUUCAAAGGGGUCCGAUUAUAAAUAGAGGUAUCCUUCAUUAUAUACUGAACAAAAAUAUAAACGCAACAUGCAGCAAUUUCAAGGAUUACAAUUACAGUUCAUAUAAGGCUUAAUCUAUGGAUUUCACAUGACCGGGCCGGGGCAGGUUAUGGUUGGGCCUGGGAGGACAUAGGCCCACCCACUUGGGAGUCAGGCCCACCUACUGGGGAGCCAGAUCCAGCCAAUCAGUAUGAGUUUUUCCCCACAAAAGGACUUUAUUACAGACAAAAAUACUCCACAUCACCGCAGGUUAAGAAGCCAGAUGGAGGUCCUGGUCUGCAGUUGUGAGACAGGUUGGACAAAUUCUCUAAAUUGAUGUUGGAUGUAGCUUAUGGUAGAGAAAUUAACAACAGCUCUGGUGGACAUUCCUGCACUCAGCAUGCCAAUUGCAUGCUCCCUCAAAACUUCAGACAUCUGUGGCAUUGUGUUGUGUGACAAAACAGCACAUAGAGUGGCCUUUUAUUGUACCCAGAAAAAGGUGCACCUGUGUAAUGACCAUGCUGUUUAAUUAACUUCUUGAUAUGCCACACCUGUCAGGUGUAUGGAUUAUCUUGGCAAAGGAGAAAUGCUCACUAACAGGGAUAUAAACAGAUUUGGGCACAAUAUUUGAGAGAAAUAAGCUUUUUGUGCGCAUGGAACAUUUCUGGGAUCUCAUAUAUUUCAGCUCAUGGAACAUGGGACCAACACUUUACAUGUUGCAUUUAUAUUUUUGUUUAUUAUAAAUAAAGUACAGUCCCAGUCCCUAAAUUAGUUUUGAGUAUUGUCCCUCAUUACAGAUUUCAUCUCACGGUUCCAAUGAAGAAAUGCCCAGACUGAUAUUGUAAAGUGAAAAUUCAGUUUAGAUCCAGGCUAGACUUGUGAUGCUUGAUUCUACCAACCAGCCUAUGUUAUGAGUCCCAAACAAGGUUAGUCAUUCCAUUAAACUAUCAAAAUAAAGAAAGUCACACACUCCAUAUAUAAACUCCCAGCAAUUUAAUGGGUAUUUACCAACGUUUGGGCAUCACUGUGCCUUCCCCAAGUCAUUCCAUUAAACAUGGUAUAUUAUAUGAUCAACACAACAUGCAACCAUAAUAAUGCUAAUGCAAGUUCUGGUUGUUGUGUCUCUUUAGUAUAUGUUCAAAGUGUAUUAAUGUCGAUUGAAAAUAAAAGUUUAUGCUCCAUCACAGGAGAA